AUGCAACGGCACGAGCCCGGAAGGAGCCUUAGCUGGCCGUCGCACCUCAACGGUGCUAGUGCCCACCGUCCAAGCACAUACAGAUGUCUCAGCGAACCCAAGUCUGCCACUGCGCCCCCUACCAAGCUAUUCACGACUUCAUUCGAAGAAGAUCUUGAGAACAACCCGGGCAACUACUUCUUGUCGCCACUCGAAAUGUACGAAGACUGGGACGACAGCGAUUCGGACGGGGAGGAAGUGGAGUGGAACGCAGGAAUCAUGGAUUUCGCUCUUUUCGAUGAAGACCGGCGGAAGGCGCAGAAGAACGAGCAGUCAUUACCCAGCAAGUGGAGUGGCAUGCUGGCGAACCAGGCGGAUGCGCUCAAGCGGUCGGUCCAGCGCAGCCGCAACGAGAGAGAAUCAGAAUUAGCAAAGACCUCGCCGCACACAUCAGACAAGGAGGUGCCUGGUCUGACUCCUGACGCCUCCCCGGACCUUCGCGAUGACUUGGACGUCGACUCAUUUCACGGCCAAACAGCAUUACAUCCUAAAAUACCUCACUAUUUGACUUUGACGGUCACGCCACCUGGAGAGGCGAAGGGCAAGGCAACUGAGGAACGCGAUGGGCUUCUACUUCCUAUGUACGAGAACGCACAGCAACGACCACGCAUCCAGGGAGAUCGCAAGCUUCAGCGUCCGGGCAUGCGGCAUACCAGGACUAUGUCGGGGAGGAGUCAUUCUUGGAGGCGGCCGGGCCGGGAGAUGUAUUCGGUCAGGGAGGAGGCGGAAGCGGAGGAGAAGGCUGAGGAGAGGAGUGAAGGGCGGCAGGAUGCGGGCAGAGGGCGGAGGUAA
Messenger RNA from Saxophila tyrrhenica, 831 nucleotides. RefSeq lists its product as uncharacterized. The transcript has a single exon. Bases 1 to 831 code for a protein of 276 amino acids. NCBI's taxonomy places the organism in Eukaryota, Fungi, Ascomycota, Dothideomycetes, Mycosphaerellales, Extremaceae. The record is from RefSeq and is a predicted model, not a curated record.